Molecule: messenger RNA, 1699 nt
Organism: Westerdykella ornata
Lineage: Eukaryota; Fungi; Ascomycota; Dothideomycetes; Pleosporales; Sporormiaceae
Exons: 4
Coding region: 174-1391 (405 amino acids)
Biological process (GO): base-excision repair
Cellular component (GO): nucleus
Molecular function (GO): zinc ion binding; DNA-(apurinic or apyrimidinic site) endonuclease activity; DNA N-glycosylase activity
Source: RefSeq, a predicted model, not a curated record
CACAGUCGGACCCCUUUCUUCCUUCAGCUGAUGUUAGAUCGACUCACUCGACAUCAGACAGUCAAAGAAUUUCAUAGCGGGUCGCCGCGUGAUUACAUAUUCAAAACUGGACUUGUGGAUAGCUUGUUUGUUUCGUCACCUCGUCACGCAGCAGGGAGACGCCUUUGAACGCGAUGCCUGAGAUAGCGGAAGUCGCGCGUAUUGUACAUUACCUGAAGAAACAUGCCGUUGGAAAAGUCGUCAAGGCAGUCAAGACCCAAGAAGAUGAGAUAAUAUAUGGCAAGGUCGGCACUUCAGCAUCUGCUUUCCAAAAGGCCAUGACCGGAAAGAAGAUCCUUGACGCCAAACAGCAAGGGAAAUACUUCUGGCUCGAGAUGGACAGUCCCCCUCAUCCAUUGAUGCACUUCGGCAUGACCGGUUGGAUGAAGUUCUCCAAUGACCAUACGGCAUACUACAGACCCACAAAGGAGGAGGACAAUGAAUGGCCACCAAAGUUUUGGAAGUUCAUAUUGCAGCUCAAAGACGAUAGCUGUGAAGUUGCGUUUGUCGAUCCGAGGAGGCUAGGAAGAAUACGUUUAGUAGACGUGAAGGCGGAGGACAUGCGAAAAACAACACCUCUGAAGGAGAACGGUCCAGAUCCUGUUAUUGAUGAGGAUAUCCUGACGGUGGAGUGGUUAAAAAAGAAACUCCGCAGCAAGAAGGUGCCAAUUAAAGCCCUCUUACUUGACCAAGCAAACAUCUCGGGUAUCGGCAAUUGGGUCGGGGACGAAAUAUUAUAUCAUGCACGGCUCCAUCCUGAGCAAUAUAGCAACACUUUCAGUGACGAACAGAUCAAGCAGCUACAUGACUCCAUGCUGUACGUCUGUAAGACCGCCGUCGAAACACUUGGAGACUCGGAUGCAUUCCCAGAGGACUGGCUGAUGAAACACCGCUGGGAUAAGGGCAAGAAGAAUGGAGGCAAGCUGCCAAACGGUGCAAAGAUCACCUUUCUCAAAGUAGGCGGUAGGAUGUCAGCCAUCGUUCCUAGUGUGCAAAAGAAAACCGGGGCCGUGGCUGGAGACGUCUCCGAAGAUACGAACGGUGUAGAAGAGUCCGAAGAUGGCGUUCAACCCAAGCGUGGAAGGAAGCGUAAGGGAAAAGUGGACAAGGAGGACGAACGGGUUGUUACAGACGACGACGCGAAGACUGCGCCUCCAGCUACCACUAAGCGGGCACGAAGGAAGGUAGAGGAGGCGGAUAUCAAGAACGAGGGAAAUGAGGAUACCGCGGAUCGUAAAAAGCCCAAAUCAGCAGGCAUCGGCGCUAAAGCCAUGGGGGGAAGUCCUGGAGAAGGUCUGAAAGAAUCAGAAGUACCCGGUAGGCGGAGAUCCGGACGCCUCAGAGGUGCAUAACCUUGGAGGGCAUCUCCUCUCCCGUUGAUACGAUAUCCGCCACGUCUCUUGUCCCGCCUUUGGAUGGGCCCUAUGCAAAGGGAAUUCUGCAUGCAUAUGCUUUUAUAGGACGGUUCUGUCUCACUGCUGUUAAAAAUUGUGUGACUAUAAGUAAUGGGGAAGAUGGAAUAUGAACUGAAGUGUCUGUGCCCCGCGAACUGAAUUCAAAAUGUUCUACGAGGGGCUAUCCACAAGGUACGUUCACGGGUAGGAUGGAAAAGAAUUUAUAAGAAUGAGAGAUCUGGAUAAAAUAAAUGCCGUUAAUACCC